AACGACAUUCCGCUUAGUUGUUGUUUGUGGCGUUUUCUCAAGAUUUUGAUGCAAAAUGGAUGUGGAGAAGAUUUGUCGCACUUGCCUUAGCCUCUCGGGUCCAUUUUUGUCCAUUUAUGAUGGUGAUACUGGCAGCUGCUUGGUCGAUAUGCUGCGCGAAUUCACAAGGACUAAGCCGCGGCGCGAGGAUAAUCUGCCAGCCAGGGUCUGUCUUAGUUGCAUCAGUGAAAUUAACCACUGCUACUCAUUUAAGCUUAAAUGUGAAAGCUCAAACCGAACGCUGCGGCAGCUGCUGCCCAAUGCACUCCCCGAGGAGCCGGAUCAGCCAUCGACAGCAGCCAAGUCCGCAGUGGCUACGUCCGAAAGCUCCGUGCAAACUAAUGCGGUGUCAACAGCCACAACUGAGGCACAAACGGAUGGGGUUGCCACAUCAGAUGCCGCGCAAAACACCAGCAUUGAGGAGCCAGCUCUGCUGGCCAACGAACCUCUGAUAGAUGAGGUGGAGGGACAGGAGGAGGAAGAGUAUGACUAUGAAUUUACCGAAGAGCAAGAAACAGAUGAGACACCGUCCAAGGCGAUCGCCGAGAAUAUAAUAUUGCAUGUGGAAAAAGACAAUAUUAAGUUUGAAACGGAAAUGGUGUACAAUAAAAACACAGGCGAGCUGCUUGAACAGGCGGUGGAAACAGUUGCCAAGCAGAAGGAGUAUAAAUAUCGGCUUGUCAGCAAUGGUAAUGGCGACACAUACAUCUCACCAGAGCCUGCGCCAACGCUCGCGCUGCCUUCGCGCAAAAGUGCCACAAAGCUGCCUAAGGAGGAGCAAUCGACGCAUCAGGAGUCACAGUCAACGUCCAAGCGCAGCGUGCAGCAUCAGUCGGAGGGACAGCUGGAUGAGCCGUCGCCUUCAAAGAAAUCAAAACCCAUUAACUCAAAUGGCACACCUGCAGGUGAAUUGGAUGAGUUGAAGGCCAAGUUCCACUGUGAUCGCUGCAAUGCAGGCUUUGCGCUGGAGAAAUCCCUGAUCAUACAUCGGCGGCAAAAUAGCUGCACACAUCGCAAUUUCAAAUGCAACGAGUGCGAAAGGGUAUUUGUUUCGCUGGAUCAUUUAACCGAGCAUCAGGCAACGCAUGGUGCAUUCAUAUGUCAGGAGUGCGGCUUGCGCUGCGAGUCCAUGGAGCAGCUGGGCAGGCAUAUGGUGCAGACGCACAAACGGAAUCUACGCAAUCAGUGCAAUGUUUGCCAAAAGGUCUUCACCAUGUUGUCCACACUACGAGAUCACAUGCGUAUCCACACCGGUGAGAAGCCAUUUGUGUGCAAAGUUUGCGGCAAAGGCUUUACACAGAAUGCGAAUCUACGCCAGCACAUGAUGCGUCAUUCGGAUAUAAAGCGUUUCAAGUGCGAGCUGUGCAAUCAUUCUUUUGUAACCAAAGCGGAGCUGACCUCCCAUGCGCGCACCCACACCGGUGUCAAGCCGUAUCAAUGUGAGGUCUGCUCCUCCAGAUUCACCACCAGCUGCUCCCUGGCCAAGCACAAGCGCAAGCACACAGGCGAGCGACCCUAUGCCUGUGACUUGUGUCCCAUGCGGUUCACAGCGCUCAACGUGCUGAAGAAUCACCGACGCACGCACACUGGCGAAAGGCCCUACGUUUGUCCCUUUUGUUCCAAGAGCUUUACGCAACGUGGCGACUGCCAGAUGCAUCAGCGGACGCAUCAGGGCGACAAGAUCUACAUAUGUCCUGUGUGCAGCGAGGAGUUCAAAACGAUGACAGAUAUGCGCACGCAUCUGACGAUGCACGAACAGGACGACAAGCGAUUGGUGCAUUUCACCCUGCUGAGCAACAAGGAGAACGGCAAUGCGGCGCUAGAGGAGGCGGACGAGGAGUCGGAUGCAACCGAUUUGCUUUAGGUGAUGGAGGCGCCGGCAGCGGCGGUGGCUACUUUUCCCUGUGGGAAUUUUUAAUACGCUAGGUCUUAAGAUGGGAUGUUCCAUAGAUUAGAGCUGGAAAAUUAUCGACAGAGCUGAUACUCUCGAUAUUUAACGUUAAGGGUUUCCAGUGUAAACGGAUUAGGGGGCUUUAUACUCGGUACUUAUCAUUUGUUGGAGCUGUCAAUUGUUACUAUCGAUAUUUAGUAAAAGGCAUAGAAAAACAUAUGUUCAUAUCCUAAAGCUACAUAAAUAACUAUUAGGCUCGCGGUGUUUUAAGCACAAAAAAAUACAAAACAUAUAUGUAUAUACAAACAGUAGUUUAUGCUCUGAUCAGUUGAUCGAUCAGUUGAGCUGUCGCUAUAGAUGUUUCACACAGGGUUAAUCAAGAAAUAAAUAACCUAUCGAUCGUUCAAGCUGUAAUUGGAGCUAGUAUCGGGGUAUGGACAAACGGAGUGUUUAGUGUAUACAACUUUUCGAGGCUCAUUAACAUUCUUUUUUAUAUUAAAUGUAAAAGUUCUUAUGAAACUAAAAA
This is a messenger RNA of Drosophila virilis, 2456 nucleotides long. RefSeq names its product zinc finger protein 892. NCBI's taxonomy places the organism in Eukaryota, Metazoa, Arthropoda, Insecta, Diptera, Drosophilidae. Gene Ontology annotation, molecular function: zinc ion binding. Gene Ontology annotation, biological process: regulation of gene expression. Gene Ontology annotation, cellular component: nucleus. The record is from RefSeq and is a predicted model, not a curated record.